Molecule: messenger RNA, 1953 nt
Organism: Actinia tenebrosa (Australian red waratah sea anemone)
Lineage: Eukaryota; Metazoa; Cnidaria; Anthozoa; Actiniaria; Actiniidae
Product: low density lipoprotein receptor adapter protein 1-like
Source: RefSeq, a predicted model, not a curated record
AGCUGUAGAGAACUGCUUUGGGAGGCGAAAGACCACGUGUGCGCCGCCAGGAUUUGAGGACUUCAACACCAAAGGAAUGUUUAGCGACUGUCUCAAAUUAAACAUUACGUAAUCAUAAUUAUCAAAAAAAGUAAUGAAAAGAACGUGAAAUAACUCGUCUAUAGUUAGAAACGUCUUGACCAGACAUAGCAGUCUUAGAACAAUCAAGAGGCAAGUGUAUCCGCACUUGAAUUUUCUCGUAAAAAAUCGAUGGCUGUCGGGUCUAUUUCGGAUCAUCGGAAGACUUUUUCCCAUUGUUUGAAGGUCACUGGGUCAAUAUUAUGAACUAAUGGUAUCACUUACCCUCCUCGCAUUUGUACCCAAACAUCAACGAAAGACGUGCUAUUUUUCUCACAGACUAAAUCAUUCAUUUUCUGGCCAGAAAUGUUCUCUAAAAGCCCGAAUUUCGCUCGAAAAGGAGGCCAUCAGCAGCUCAAUCAAGAUGGAGUGGACGACGAAGAUAAGAUUAUCGCGGGAGUAGAAUUUUCCGUCCAGUACAUGGGAUCUAUUGAGGUAAGCAGUGGAUGUGGUACAGGCAGCGAGAAAACAGAUGUCCCCGUAGCUCAAGUUAUGACUCAAAACAAGACGAAAUCUGAUGACAAGAAAUCUAAAAAAAUGAAAAUGACAGUUACUCAUAAAAAUUUGAGCGUCAUGGAGGAGAACACUGGAGCGUUGGUGGCCAGUUUUCCGAUCUCUAAGGUGACGUACUGCAACGUGGAUGGUACUUACGAGAAAGCCUUCGUAUUUGUGGCUCGAGAACGUAAAGAAAAGCCUUUCAAAGCGUACGUCUUUCUCUGUAACUCAAAAUCCAAGGCACAAGAAGUAUUCAAAGCGGUUUCUCUUGCUUUUAAAAUGAACUAUGAGAGUUACCAGGCGACGUCAAUACGUGAAGCAAGCUUACGGUCGUUCGCGAGGGAUGGAAACUACAGCGACGAAGAAGAGGGCAUCGCAGGAUUGCGUGCAGAGACCAAUAAUAAUAAUGAAUGGAAUUAUGCAAACGAGCAAGGUGAAGUAAACAGGCCGUGCUCUCCGAAAAAUGGCGUAAGAAACAUUACUCCAACAACCAGAGAACAAAAUUUCCUCCGUCCUGUAGACAGGAGGUUGGAAAGCCUUCAGAACUCGCGAAUACGAAGCAACACGGCUCCCAUAGUAAAUACUGCUGUUGCAAACGAUCCUGGAGACUCUACAACAAAUAAUGAUGAUGAUUUUGACGAAUUUACACAGCUGGCCAAAUCACGUUCAAAAACAGUGGACUCUCAACAGCAAAAUAUUCAGACUACGAGUUCACAGAGAUGGGAUAGCGAUCCGUCGAUUUUCAGCUUACGAAUUCACUAAUCUUAAUUGAAAGCAGAACUCAUAGACUAAACUUAAAUGUGUGUUUGGUGAAGUGUUCGAUUAAUUUGGACAAAUUAAUUUAAAAUUAACUCGGCAUUUCCAGCUUUCUGAUAUUUCUCAAAAGUAGAAAAGACUUGCAUCAUUUUGAACGCAUGUCUGGCUUGCUUUUGGCAGCUUAAUUUAAUUAUCUGUAAAUACUAUUAAUAUUCGGUAGUGGAUCCCAGGUACAAAGUUUUUAUCUCUAUGGCUUGUAGUUUUUGUCUAUUUAAAAGGUCAUAGACUAAAUAUUUUUAGCAGAACUCUGGGAAUUGAAUAUAUAUUUUAACUUCUCAGUGCAACGAUUCAUGUAAUUUGAGCUGGAAUAAUAGCGGAAAUCAUUGAAACCACCAUAAGAUUAUAAUUGUCGAAAUGCCAUUGUAGUUUUACAACCUCAACAUAAUUUCACGUACAGAAACUAAGUUGAGUUUUUUGAGGAUUUUUAAAAAUAUUUUUAUGCUGUGAAAUACCUUAAGGUGGGGUUAGGGAAUGGUAAAGAAACUUUCUAAGUUGGCUGAAGAAUAAACGUUAGUGUAAACAGUU